Messenger RNA from Pelmatolapia mariae (spotted tilapia), 1219 nucleotides. RefSeq names its product E3 ubiquitin-protein ligase TRIM39-like. The coding region runs from base 2 to 889 and encodes 295 amino acids. The transcript has 4 exons. Gene Ontology annotation, biological process: protein ubiquitination. Lineage: Eukaryota; Metazoa; Chordata; Actinopteri; Cichliformes; Cichlidae. Gene Ontology annotation, molecular function: protein binding; ubiquitin protein ligase activity. Gene Ontology annotation, cellular component: cytoplasm. The record is from RefSeq and is a predicted model, not a curated record.
CAUGACAGAGUGGCUGGAGGCCCAGAGGAGCAUCGUAGAGGCUCAGAUCAAAGAGAUAGAUGCAUUCAGAGGCUCCAGCAAAUCACUUCUCCAGGAAACCAAUGAUUUGCGGUUUCUGCAGCAAAUCACAUCACAGAAUCUUUGUGAUCCCUUGGAAUUUGCUCCAAUCCGAGAAGUAAACAGAGACCUCUGUGACCCUGAGAAGCUGAGAACAGUAGAGAGGCUGGUGGAUGAACUCUCGGUCGCUCUGUCCCAACAUUUUCCACGAAUGUGGUCAUACUUAAGUUCUCCUCUUCUAGACUUCAAAACAGCUCAUCCAAAGCUGGAGUUAUCCCAAGACAGAAAACAAGUGUACUGGAGACGCCAACCUUUCGGUGAAGGACAGAGCCCUCAGCCAUAUGACUCACAUUAUAGCGUACUUGCUCAGGAGAGUUUUACAGGUGGCCAGCAUUACUGGGAAGUCAUUGUCCAAGACAAGCCCUUCUGGAUGAUAGGUGUGACCACGGGGUCAGUCGAUAAAAAAGCCAGUUUAAGCCAGAGUUCUUCCAGUCUGGGUGUAAAUAACACAUCUUGGUGCAUCUACCAUGGAGACGGACAGUACCUGGCGUGCCAUGAUACUCAGGAAAAGCAGCUGUCAGUUGGAAAGAGAGUCAGAAAGCUAGGCAUACUGGCAAACCUCCAGAAGGGGGAGCUGUCAUUCUAUGAUGCCGAUGCUAUGAGGCUGCUUCACUCCUUCUGUGUGCAGUGCACAGAACCUCUCUAUCCCAUUUUUAACCCAUGCAUUGAUAUGAACGGAGUCAACACACAACCUCUUACCUUGUUUUGGAUAAAGGACCCCUGGGAUUGGCAUACACGUGAGGAGAAAAGGGAACUCACAGGAACCAUUUAACUGCCUCUGUGGGAUGCAGAGUCACUGAUCAAAUAAUUAUUUUAAGUGUAAUUUUCCAUUUGUGCUCACAUAAAAUUACAUUGUGGAAAUGUCCAAUGUGCCGUACAAAUCUAGGCUGUCAAAAAUAUUGACUACCACCAAGUUUCCGUGAUUGGCUUUGACUCUGGUAAAGCUACACUGGCAUUCAACGAAUAUACCUACCUCUAACUUCUUGCUAAAAUUAGGUUAUAUGAUAAUAUAUGAGAAGACACAUCUGCAGACAUAUCCGUACCGUGACUUUAUAAUGUCAAGACUAAAGUUAUGUAAUCAUUGCAGCACUGCCGUUUCUGC